Messenger RNA from Lymnaea stagnalis (great pond snail), 11123 nucleotides. The record is from the annotation of a GenBank genome assembly. NCBI's taxonomy places the organism in Eukaryota, Metazoa, Mollusca, Gastropoda, Lymnaeidae.
CUUUAUUGAAUGUUUUCAUUGGAUACGCCAGAUCGCCAAUAAUAAUCCGUAAUAAUAAUACAACUAAGAACUUAUUCGCGUAGAAAAGUAGUUAGAAAAUGUACAGCAGUUUUUUUAAAGCUCAUUUUAGGUUAAAAACUAAAUAGUAUUUACCAAUGUUUUUGUACACAAUGGGAUGUACCACUAGUCAUGAACAUUCGUGGACGAAGGUCUCGCCAGAAUUUGCUCUCACUCUCAGUAUCAGUGGUGAUCAAGUAUCUGCACUUAAUGAAGUUAAUCUACUAUUACAGGAUGAGAAUUUGCAGAGAACCUUUGUCGUACGAGACGAUACGAAAAAUGCAUUUCCCCCCUUCCCAGAUAGUAUUCCUAGUAAUACUUCCAAACAGCAGCAACAGCCCUUGGGUGCCAAGGCCAAAGGAAGCCACAGCCAGGCCACUGGAUAUUCCGGCCAUUCAUUUUCGGAUUUUUCGGAUGCAAGUUAUUCAUAUGCCACUUCGGUAUGUUAAUGAACUUAAUCAUUGUAAAAUAAAUCAAGUAGCCAGCCAAUUGCCUUAUCUGCAUACUACAAUUUUAUUUCUGAUUAAGAAGUAUGAUGGUAUUUUUUUUUAUUUUGAGUGAUAAUCAUGAGGAAGGGAAUCCCAGUCUUGCCAAUCCAGUUAACUAGAAUUUAAACCAUAUCACCAAUAUCGCCCAUGUCCAUAGUAUCGAUCGAAUUUAAAAUGAACCACUGAUUUAAUUUGAUUUAAAUCUCUGUCAUCAGUUUUGUUUUGACAUUCAUAAUGCAGAAUGAGUAGUGACAAACUGAAAACUUAUUUUAUUUAACUUGAAUUGAAUAUAGACUGUUGGUUAUACAUUGAUAAAUCUAAAUAUUUUCACUUCAAUUGUUAUUGUUGGAUUUCCUUUUGUUGAUAGACUUAUACAAAUUCUCAAAACAUUAAAAAUUUGUCAAAUAUUUGUAAUAUUAUUAUUAAAUUUUGGGAGCUACAGCAAGGUUGAUGUACUGUGUUAAUUAUUAAGCCCCACACAUGAGCACUUCAAAAUCUCAAGUUUAGACACUGUCCCUUGGUCAAGACAUUUCUUGCUAUUUAAAUGACAUGGUAAUCAUAAUACUGAUGCAGUUUGUCCAAUCUAUUGUUAUGUGAUUAGACUCAGGAAGAAUAUGAGGACAUCCUUUACAGUUUGCCACCAGGACAGGUUUACCAAGACCCAGAGUUUCCUGCUAAUAAUGAAGCUUUAUACUUGAAUCCCAGACAACAAGUUUUUGGUGAUAUACAGUGGCUCAGACCUCAGGUAUGAAGUUCCGUUCAAUUUCCAAUCAUCUGCGACAAUCCAUUCAUUUUGAUCAUCUGGGCAUUGUGAUUAAUAUUUAUAUAUUUUAGCUUUUUAGAAACUAGAUGUUAUGCAUGUCUACUAUUUUCAAUUCUCCAAAAAGAUGAAUAUUCAUUUUUUUUUAAAGGAAAUCCUCGGUGACAAGUUUUAUCCAGAGUUUGUGAUAGAUGGUGUUACACAAGGUGAUAUAAGGCAAGGAAUUUUGGGAGACUGCUGGUUUUUGUCUUCAUGUGCAGCUGUUUCAAAAAGAAAAAAAAUAAUGAGCAAGGUAGACACUGAUUUUGGCCAUUAUUUUAACAUUUGAUCUACUUGACAGAUUAAUAUGAUCAGUACAUAUAUUUUUUUAAAUGAAUAUACUAAUCAUCAUUACAAUAACAGAUGUGAUAUUUGAUAGAGUAACAUUGCUUCUAUACUUGACAGAAUAACAACUUAAAUAUAAUCUUUUAUUAAUGAUAGAUUCAUAAUAAUUAAAUAUGUUAUCUAAAUUAAUUGAUAAACAUCUUAUGUAGUCAUAAAGUACUAUGUACAGAUGUUAUUCCAAAUCCCUGGUUGCAUAAUCAUACAAAGUGGGCUGUGUUUUGCAAAAAUAGAGUUGCCCAUAGUAUGUCUAAUUUAGAAAACUCAAUGAUAAUAGUAGAAGAAAUUUGAGUAUAUUAUUGACUGGCUGCACAAAGGAAAAUAAUGGUGGCUUCCUUAUAUACAUAUUUUCAAUGAUUGGGCUUGUGACUAUGGUAAUUAUAGCAAUUUGUCAGCUAUUCAGUUUCAGUUUUCAAGCAUGGUGGUGAACAAGACCACCACAUCUAGGAGCAAGUGAAAUACUUUGCAUAAAAGUGAAUUUUUUAAUGAUUGAAAAUGCAUCUGUUAAUUACUUUGAUUUUUAGUGGGGUCUAAGUAAUUUUUUUCUGGCUUAGACACAGACUUUGAGAGUGAGCAAGAGUAGGAUAUAUAUAGAGCAAGAUUAUGAUAUACAGAGCAAGAUAAAGAUAUAUACAGAGCAAAGUUAUGAUACAUAUAGAGCAAGGUUAUUAUAUAUAGAGAACAAGGAACUGGAACAUAGAAAAAAUGUAAUUUAAAAUACAAACUUUUCAAACUGUGUCAAACUUGAAUUUUAUUCCAGUGAUAGAUGAAGUUUAUCAUUGCAAAAUGCAUAUCAUUGGUUGAUAAUGUUGUUCCUCCUAUUUUGUUUUUACACAACAAAUCUAAGAAGAGAACAAAUGAUUUCCAAAUCUCUCACUAGUUUUUUCAAAAGAUUUGAAUUAAACAUUUUUACAAAAUGAAAUAUUUAAGCCAAGCACGUAAAAUUGUUAUUUUAUCAUUCUUUCUUUCAGAUCAUUCCAAAGAAUCAGGCCCUUUCAGGGCCACAGUAUAAAGGUGUUGUUCGCUUUUUUUUCUGGCGAUUUGGUCAAUGGGUCCAGGUGAUAAUUGAUGACCGCUUGCCGACUGUGAAAAGAAAAUUGAUUUUUGGCAGAUGUACUCACCCUAGAGAAUUCUGGGUUCCUCUAAUUGAGAAAGCUUAUGCAAAGUGAGUUCAACAACAGUAAGUUUUAUAAAACAAUAUUCAGGAAUAGAUUACAGCAUCCAAAUACAAUCAGAUAAGUUUGUAUAUAGGAGUAGCUAUUUAAAUAUAAGCAUAUAGGAAUAGCAUCAUCAUUCGACAAUACUUUACAGCAUCCAAAUACAAUCAGAAAAGUUUGUAUAUAGGAGUAGUUAUUUAAAUAUAAGAAUAUACAAAUAGCAUCAUCGUCAAUAAUGCUGCCCCCCAUGGAGGGCUCUCGCCUGCACCACUGCGUCCUUCUGUUCAGACCAAUCUUUGGCUUUUCGUCUCCGUGCAUAAAUCCAUCUCUACAUCAUCAACCCAUCUCAGUAUUGGUCUAUGAGUGAGGUGUUUGCCUCUUGGUUUCUGUCUGUGUACCACUUUUGCUCAUUUAUGAGUAUAAAUUUAAAUAUGAGUAUAAAUUUAUAUAAGAGAAUAUAUUUAUAAAUAUUUUCUACAACAAAAUCUGAUAUUCAAAGUUGCUAAAUUAAACACUAUCAGAGCUCAACAGCUUUGUUAAACUUUGAUAAAUAUACUUAAUAAGUUUCUUUCACAAUUAUAAAAAGGCCUUGUACUGAAUGUUGACACAAUAGUCAUAUGUUACAUUCUUUUAAAUAUAAUAAAGGUUCACAAAGGUGUGAACUUAAUUUAAUAUUUGGAGAGUAGAAAUAAUUUACUAAAGCAACUGUUUAAAAUGAUAUUAAAUUUCAAAUUAUUGAUUUAAAAAGCAAUAAAUCAGAAAUUUUAAAAGUUUCUAUAUUUAGAUUCUGACUAGCAACUUCACAAAUUUCUAAAACUCAUUGUACAACUACAUCAAAUUGUUAACUUUAUCUCUGUAAGUAUAGUCUAUAGAAGAAGAAUUUUAAGUGCAUUUAAUUAUUGAAAUCUUUGAAAUAAAGAUACAGAACUUCACUAAACAAUAGUAAAAGGGGAUUCUUUAUAGAAUGGGAACUUCUAGCAGAGGAUCAACACUAUAUAAAUAGAACAUCAUAAAUAGGAGCUUGAGAUGAAUUGGACACACUUUGGACCUUCAAACAUCACCAGGCAGACAUUUACAUAGAAAUCAAAUCAUUCUGUAAUCUACAUCAAUCCAUAUUAUUAGGCCAAAAUGCAUUGUUAUUGUUUGAUUUUUUUUUAAUAAGUGGGUUCUUUGCCAGACUUUAUGGAUGCUAUGAGGCUCUUGGGGGUGGGAUCACAAUGGAUGCCCUUGUUGACUUAACUGGGGGACUGGCUGAGAGAUUUGAACUCGUAGAGCAUGACCCAUCAUUGUUCAGGUUUAUCCAUACAGCGCGUCGAGCCGGAGGUUUCAUUGCAUGCUCACGGAAGGUAAUUAUUCCAUUUUAGUUGCUCUUAUAGCGUUAAUUAUUUUACUGUGGAGUUUUACACUCAAAAGUUUCACAAAUCAAAGAGCAGCGGGUUACAUUUAUCCAAUAAAAGAUCCUUCACAAAAUUUGUACACCACAAGAUUAUGUUUUUAUUCCAAGACAACGGCACCAUUCUAAAGGUGGGGCACCAUCACAAAACUAGUGCACAUUACCAAAACAUGGGCACAUCAUAAAGAAAGGGUUUGUUUCCAAAAACUAGGGCAGCAUCACACUCCAAUAAGUCAACACAUUAGGCAAUCCAUACUUACUUAUUAUAUAAGGUAAGGAAUGUGACAGAGUUCUUGAUUUACUCAUAUGUGGAAGUGCUUAUAUCUAGGGAGAUAUUUUCUUUGUAUAAUUGUAUGCUGGCCUCUCAAGAUUAAAGCAAAAGAAUUUUAUAUAAAAUCAAGGUUUGUUGUGAUAAAAUUGUGGGACUUAAAAAAGAAAAGGCAUUUAAUUUAUGUUGCAAGAAUUUGAAAUGGUGAUAAAAUGAAAGAUUAUGAUGGUGAAUUGGGAGCAACAACAAGUUAAUUGAUUUUUAUUUUUCUUCUCUACCUUCCUAAAGGGAGACUGGAGGUUGUCCAAUGUGGCAGACCCAAAUGGAUUGAUACCUGGCCAUGCUUACACCAUUAUAAAUACUUUGGUGGUAAACUUUUUAUGUAUCAGCAGCAUGCUUAAAUUUAUUUUUCAAUGGAAUUAUGCACUUGUGUUUCCCUAAACACAUGUGCUCUUGUGUUUCCCUAAACACAUGGGCUCUAAAAGUUCAAAUAAAAUAUCAAAUAAAAUAUCAAGUAUAUAUAGUUUAGAUAACAUAUACCCAAUUAAUACCUAUUGAAAAGGAUGUGUUGGCACCAGCUCCACCGACUGAAAAAGUAGUAGGCACACACCAUUGUGACUUAACAGAAAGCUAAUUUGAGAUAAACCAUGGCCAAACAAUUACAAAACUGUAGAGCUGAAGCAUUUAUAUUUCUUAAAUUUUUAGAAAUCUUUGAACAAUUGAAGGUGCAUGAUUAUUUCUUUUUAAGUCUAGCUUGAAAGAGAUGUGUAUAGUGUCCAAUGGUGGACUGUGAGUGGCCUUGAGGUGGGGAGGUGAGUUGUUUAGGGUCCCAGGGUGGACUUUCAGUGGUCUUGAGUCACCUCCUAGGGCAGGUAGGUUUCUAACAUUUUGUUGUGUUGAUUUUUCAGCUGAAGCACAAGAUGGGAGAAGAGAAAAUGGUGUGUAUAAGAAACCCCUGGGGCGAUGGAGCCAAGUGGAAAGGGUCUUGGAGUGACCAGUAAGGAGAAAUUGGUUGGUUUGACCAAAUUAAAUUCAAACAUUUUUUUUUUUUAAUUCUUUUGAGAAUGUUAGAAUUAUAAUGACAUAUAAUAGGUCAACUAUUAAUCUUGUACAAUUGGGGUCAGGGUUAAGGUAAGGGUUAAGGUAAGGGUUGGGAUUAAUGUUAGGGUUAAGGUAAGGGUUAGCGUUAAGGUAAGGGUUAGUGUUAAGGUAAGGGUUAGCAUUAAGGUAAGGUUUAGGGUAGAGGUAAGGGUUUGGGUUAAGGUAAGGGUUAAUGCAAGGGUUAGGGUUAAUGUAAGGGUUCAGGUAAGUUAAGGUUGCUCUAAUUAAUUUGCAGGUUAAGUGUUAAUCACCAUUUCUCUGAUUAAUCAGCACCUUUCUUUUAAUACUUAUGAAUCAACUAAUUGGCCAUUUGAUAUUAGAAAAUGCUAUUGAGAUGUAAAUGCACUUGGUUUUAGUCUAUCUUUUAUGCUUGUCUGUAGGAGUUUAACCUGUGCAAACAGAGAUACGCAAGUCUCUAUGCAUCUAAAGUUGGCUAUGUUAUAUUUUUUCAAUACAUAAUUGGAUCAUGAAUAAUCAGUAUCUGCCAAAAUAGCAUGGCAGAUUAUUAAUUAAUUAAUCAGUAAUCUUCUAUUAGGUCACCCUGGCAACAAGAGAAUAUUUCUUUUCUGUCUUCCUAAUAGACGUGGAGAUAAAUUGAUGAGCUGGUCGUUCCUAUAACAGACACAUGUCACAAACUGACUGGUGUCUUAAAAUCACUUCAAUUCUUUCAGAUGUUUCUUUCUCUCCACUCACUUUAUUAUUCUAAGCAUUGUAAGCAUGAGUCAUUUUCCUUUUAAAUGAAUUUUCUAAGUGUCUAGAAUUAAUCCUGGUAACUUAACUGUGCAGUGAUGUCAAUUGGCAGUGGGUGGAUGAAGAUGUCAGAGAGAGUAUCCUUGGCAAACUGGAUAGUGCAGAGUUCUGGAUGUCAUUUAGAGAUUUCUAUCAUCAGUUUGGUGAAGUGACCAUUUGCCACUUAAGCCCGGAUUUUGAUGGAGAUGGUACACCAGAUGUUGUAGGUAAAUAGAAACUGUUGAAUGUUUUUGAUCACAAGUUUGCAUUCAUAAGUCAAUCAGAUCUGCACUUCCAUCAAGAGAGCAAAAACCUGCUGCAGUCCCAGUAAGCAGAGGGACAGUCAAGAAUAGGUCUAUUUACCGACAUACCUAUACUAUUAAGUCAACAGACAGAUAAUAAUAUUUUUAAUUAUUUAUUAAAAGACCUGAUUUCAACUCUUUUAAAAAUCAUUCCUUGCUGGAGUUGUGCAAAUCAUUUAUUUUAAUUAUAAUUAAAAAAAUUUAGACUAAUUUAGACUAAAAUCUGAUUCAGUUGUUUUUUUCAAAGUUAUUACACAAUUUCCAUACAUCUUAACGAGCUUAAAUUUGAGCUUUUGACAUGCAGGCUGAAAAAAAUGUUUCAAUUUAUCAAAGAUUUUCUGAUUAUCGAAAUAACGGCUUUUAAAUAGUCAACUUUUUUAAUGAUUAUGGAAUAAAAUGAAUGCCAUCAAAGACUAGGGUUUAAAUUUUCUAAUUUUUUUUUGGGUCAAUAUUUUCAAAAGCAACCAGCUAAGUUUAAAGAAUUAAAAAAUGGUGCAGGAGAUAUGUUAUCCUUGGAGGAGGAAUGUUAUCCUUAGCAUAAGCUAAACGUUUUUUAAAAAAAUGUUUACUGGCAUAAUUUGUGGCUAAAAAUGUAUUUAAUUAAUUUAAAAAUAAAGUGCAAGUUUAAAAAAAAAAUUAUUAAAAAUAUACACUGUUUUGGGGAGUUCUCUGGAUUGAUCAGACAUUAAAUUCUCUUUAGUAUUGUUUCUCAAACUCUCUUUAACAUUUUCAAAGACAUUCUCUCUGAAAUUCUUUCUGAUAUUCUUUUCAACAUUGAUUGAGGACUAAACUCCCAAACAAAUGUGCACUUGUUCUGUGUCCAAAAUACUGCAACAACUAAACCACUGAUUUAGACCACAUAACAUAGCUGUAACACUGUUAUAGACCACAUUACAUAGCUGCAACACUGACUUAGACUACAUCACAUAGCUGUAACAUUGACUUAGACCCACAUUACAUAGCUGCAACAUUGACUUAGACCGACAUCACAUAGCUGCAACACUGACUUAGACCACAUCACAUAGGUGUAACACUGACUUAGACCCACAUUAGAUACCUGCAACACUGACUUAGACCCACAUUACAUACCUGCAACACUGACUUAGACCACAUCACAUAGCUGUAACACUGACUUAGACCACAUCACAUAGCUGCAACACUGACUUAGACCCACAUCACAUAGCUGCAACACUGACUUAGACCCACAUUACAUAGCUGCAACACUGACUUAGACCACAUCACAUAGCUGCAACACUGACUUAGACCACAUCACAUAGCUGCAACACUGACUUAGACCACAUUACAUAGCUGCAACACUGACUUAGACAACAUCACAUAGCUGCAACACUGACAUAGACAACAUCACAUAGCUGCAACACUGACUUAAACCACAUCACACAGCUGUAACACUGAUAUAGACCACAUCACUUAGCUGCAACACUGACUUUGACCAAAUCACAUAGCUGUAGCAUGCAAUAAGAAAUCAUUCUUGAUUAAUAAAUAGCUUUAUAUCUUUUUAGAAUGAUAGAUUGAGUUUUUCAUUACAAUGAAGAUAAAUAAAUUAUUUAGUAACUGAAUUAUGCCGCUAAUAAUCAGUCAAGAAUCUGUUUAUUUUAUUUUAUUUUUUUACUUUUUCUCCAGGUCAUACAGAAAUGAUUUGGGGGGAAUGGAUUUUGGGCAAAACAGCUGGGGGAUCAAGAAACAAUUUAAACAAAUUUGCAACAAAUGACCAAUACCUGCUCAGCUUAACUGAUAUGAGUGAGAAGCUUUUAAAAUAUCGAUAAGAAAUAUAUUGUCCUAGUGGUCUCUUUAUUUCAGCAUUUUUUUCUAUAGAUUCUUUCAUGUGAUGUAUGCCUGUUGAAAAUAUUGGCCUUUAUAUGGAGCUCUGCGGAUAGUGAAGACAAUGUUUUCAUGUUAAAUUUAUCUCACUGCCCCUCUGGUUAAACUGUAAAAAAAACUAUUUUAUUUAGUAUUUUGCAAAUGAAAUUAUUAUUUUAUUUUAAUAAUUAAAUUACCUUUUAAUUUUUUUUACGAAAUUAUUCCUUUAUUUUAAUAAUGAAAUUGCUCUUUUAUUUUGAUAAUGAAAUUAUCUUUUAAUUUUGCAAAUGAGAUUAUUCUUUUAUUUUGAUAAUGAAAUUCUUCUUUUAUUUUGUAAAUGAAAUUGUUCUAUAAUUUUGUUAAUGAAAUUAUUCUUUUAAUUUGAUAAUGAAAUUUUUCUUUUAUUUUGAUAAUGAAAUUAUUCUUUCAUUUGGAUAAUGAAAUUAUUCUUUUAUUUUGUUAGUAAAAUUAUUCUUUUAUUUUGAUAAUGAAAUUAUUCUUUUAUUUUGAUAACGAAAUAAUUCUUUUUUGAUAAUGAAAUUAUUCUUUUUUGAUGAUGAAACUAUUCUUUUGUUUUUAUAAAGGAAUGAAUGAUUUUGCAAGUGAGAGCAAACAAAACAUUGUGAUAUCUUUAAUGCAAGAACAUCGACAGAUCAGCAAAAAUGUCAAGCCUAUGAUGUAUCAGAUUGGCUUCUUUCUCUACCAGGUGACUUAAUUGUAUUUAAUUAGGAGAGUGCUGUACUGUGGCUGGCAACAUAAUGACAUGUAGUAUUCCAUGGUUUCUGACAGUUUAAUGGCAUGGGUUGUGUCAAUGUGUCUGACAGUGUAGUGACAUGGGUAUGUCAUGGUUUCUGACAGUUUAAUGACAUGGGUGUAAAUAUUAUAUGGUAUUAUAUCAGAGAGUGGGCUUAGAAAUUUCAUUAAUGUCAUCACAUGACGUGUUUCAUAUUUUUAGUAACAAGAUCCACGGUCAAAGGAUCACUCAAUAUAGCUGUUAGUCUAAGAUUACUCAUGUUGUAUCAAUUUGUGUGUUGAUUUGUUUCAUUAACUUCAAAUAAUGCUAUUUUGUUUAUCUGCUUAGAGGUUAUGAUCAUUUACUGAAAUUUGAAGAACUUUUUUUCCUUUUUCUAUUUUCAGACAAGUGAGCGACUCUAUAAAUUACCUCUUCAGUAUUUUCGCUUUAAUUCAGAAUAUGCCAAAACUAGUUUUUUCAUCAACUACAGGGAAGUGAGCGGAAGAUUUGAGUUAGAUCCCGGAUGUUACGUCAUCAUUCCGAGUACUUUCAUUGAGGACUGUCCAUCUCACUUCUUGCUCAGAGUAUUUGGGGAGAAAAGGUUCUCCUUAAAAGGGUAAUUAACGUAGGCCUACAUUUAAACAAAAGGCAGUUCCACUUUGGCUGAAUUUAAUUUUUUGGCUCUCGUCCCAUAAACAAAAAGGUCUCUCCAUUUCUACAAUAUGCAUCACAAGAUAACAUUGUUUUUACAUAGAAAUGUUUCAGUUCAAUUUUGUAACCUUAUAAUGCAUGUUAUAAGAUUUCAUAGUUGGCUCUAAAUGAAAAGACCUAUAAUAUUGUUAAAUGAAGUGUUUCUGGAGUAUGUCUAAAGUCUGCUGAUCUUCUGCUCUCUUCAACUUUCAAAGAUCAACGAUUUAUGUAUUGCAAAAUAAAACUGUUAAAAUCUAAGGUUUAAACAAAGUAUUUUCUUUUAAAAAAUCCAGAGUAGCACCUAACUCUGUCUAAUUUUCAAUUAACAUUCUAGUUACAUUCCUUGAAAUAGAAAAAAAUUACUGUUAACAUAAAAUGUCUGUGACAUUAUUAUUAUUAUUAUUAGACUUUUUCUUUAAAUUUUUUUUUUUUUUUUUUUUAUUUCUUUUGCUUGCAAUUGUUAUCAAGUUAACAUUUUUUUUUUUUUUUUUUUUUAUUUGUUUUUUUUUUUAAUUUUUUUUUUUUUUUUUUUUUUACUUCUUUUGCAGGCCAUUGUUAUCAAGAUAACCUCAAAGUACAAGUCUUCCAGGAAUUAAUGAAACAGACAUUUUGACAAGUUGCUGUUUGCAUUAUCAUUUACCAAUCUAAGACUAGAUAAUCACUGCUUGACACAUCGACUCAACUGAAUUAACUGGAUCAGGGUGAUGACCCAGUAUAUGAAGACUGUUCUCUCUGCGGAUAAAUAAAUGAAAGCAUUCUUCCUGCUUCACAAGUAUUCAAUUUUUUUAAGUCCAGAUGUCUAUUUUUUGACACAAGAAUACAAAAUAUGCAAUGAAACAUUCCUUCACCAUGUAAUGGAAUUUAAAUUAACCAAAAUGAUUGGGAAAGGAUCAACAAAAGCGCCUCCUAACAUUGGGCUAAAAGUGUGAUGUUUAUUGCCCCUAUUGCAAUAAACCGAGAGUUUGUUGUUCAAACAGGGGUGGCCAGCUAGGUGAUUUUUGGGAGCCAUAAACAAAAACAAAAAAAUUUAAAUCUAUGCACUGAAGAGUUCUUGUUGAUUUAAUGUUGCUCUGAAAGAGGGGAAGGCGUACAAUAGGGUUUUGUGUGUUGAGUGAUGUGGUUCUCAUAUUCUGCACAGCUUUAAUCCAUUUUUUUAAUGAAAUGUGCACCAAUUUUAAUAAAUGUGCGCCAAUUUUAAUAAAUGUGCACCAAUUUUAAUAAAUGUGCACCAAUUUUUAAUAAAUGU